Molecule: messenger RNA, 315 nt
Organism: Naegleria gruberi
Lineage: Eukaryota; Heterolobosea; Eutetramitea; Acrasida; Naegleriidae
Exons: 1
Molecular function (GO): catalytic activity
Source: RefSeq, a predicted model, not a curated record
UUUUGUGUAUUUUGCAAUAGAGAAAUUGUUUCUGAGGGAUUGAUUGAGGAAAGUGAGAAUUUUAUGGCACUUUAUAAUAUUAGACCUGUUUUUCCUGGUCAUUCUCUGAUUAUUCCAAAGAAACAUGUGACUAGAUUUUCAUCUCUUCCAUUGGAGCAUGCUAAGGAAUUUGUGGAAUUUUCACAAUUGGUAAUUCGAGCAUUAAAACAGAUUCACAAUACUGAUUCGAUAGAGUUACUGAUACAGGAAGGACCUUUGAGUGGACAAUCUAUUUGUCAUCUUCAUUUACAUUUAAUGCCGAGAAUACCUAAUGAU